Thelazia callipaeda (thelaziosis nematode) is the source of this 462-nucleotide messenger RNA. The record is from the annotation of a GenBank genome assembly. NCBI's taxonomy places the organism in Eukaryota, Metazoa, Nematoda, Chromadorea, Rhabditida, Thelaziidae.
AUGGAUGACGUUCCCUCAGUGGCCUAUAUUCCACCAUCAGGAAGAUGGGCUCGUAUUGAAUUAGAACCGGUCAGAGUUCGUCUAGAAGCGGAUGACUCCAUUCUUUUAUCAGCUAUACAAUCAGUCAUACCUGGGGCCCAUGGCCUUUAUUACACAGAAGAAAAUAAAAAAAUAGCUCUUAGAUACGACGGAGCAACUGGUCGCAUUGAAAAGGGGUCACCAGGUCAUACGUGUCGUCAUUAUGCGGGUCAAUUUGAAAGUGCCAUGGAACGAUUCGAAAAAACUGUCAGUACUGUGCAGCCUAUUUUCGAUCAGUCAGGACCAAACUACCCAUUUGGACCGGCUGUCUUAAGUAAAUUGAGAGGUCAAAAAGGUAAACCACCAAAAGAUCAGCAGCCAAAAAUUGAAGAUCAAAAUGGUGCUGCUGGAGAAAAACCUGACCAUGCAUCAGUUAUUAAUUAA